This is a messenger RNA of Emericellopsis atlantica, 1540 nucleotides long. Its product is annotated as major facilitator superfamily domain-containing protein. The transcript is spliced from 2 exons. Gene Ontology annotation, biological process: transmembrane transport. Gene Ontology annotation, cellular component: fungal-type vacuole membrane. The record is from RefSeq and is a predicted model, not a curated record. The coding region runs from base 114 to 1472 and encodes 452 amino acids. Lineage: Eukaryota; Fungi; Ascomycota; Sordariomycetes; Hypocreales; Bionectriaceae. Gene Ontology annotation, molecular function: transmembrane transporter activity.
UGGGGCAGUCGACGUCACGGCUGGGGUUGGUUUCACCAUCGUAAUUGGGUUUUAUGUCCUUCUUCCCAUGAUUUCAGCUGCGUCUGCCUUGACAACACCACGUGUAUACCGACAUGACUUUGGAGCACGACCUCCAUCGCGGCGACUUGGAGAAGGGCCAUGGGGGGAACGAUACCACCCAAGAGAAUCCGACGCAGCCUCCAAACUAUCCACUCCCUGAACGUACGAUAUCCGGGGCGACGGCGCCCGUUCCUCCCGACGCAGACGACUGGGACCCUCCCGAUGGCGGUCUGCUCGCCUGGUCCCAGGUCAUCGCCGCCCUCUUCAUGAACAUGGUUGUCUGGGGCUACCCUGCGAGCUUUGGUGUUUUCCAGCUGUAUUACGUGGAGACACUGGGCCUCCCACAGACGCAGGUCCCCUGGAUUGGCUCCGUCCAGGUGUUCCUGGCCUUCGCCAUGUGCACGGUCAGCGGCCGGCUCACCGACGCAGGCUGGGCCAAGGAGACGGCCCUCGUGGGAAGCUUCUUUGCCGUCUUUGGUACCUUUAUGACCAGUCUGGGUAGGACGUGGUGGCACUUUUUCCUCGCACAGGGGAUCUGCACCGGCAUCGGUCUGGGACUGGCCUUUAUGCCCUGCGCCACCGUCGUGAGCACGUACUUUAAGCGGCACCGCGCGUUUGCGCUCGCGCUGGCUGCCACGGGUUCGUCCUGGGGGAGCCUCAUGUUCCCGUCCAUUGUGCAGUAUCUCAUUCCACCGAUUGGGUUUGCGUGGGCGGUCCGUUGCGCAGCAUUCGUCGCCCUCACAAUCUGCGCUGUGGCGAACUUGCUGCUCAAGCCGCGGAUUGCUCCCAGGAAGUCCGGUCCCAUGAUAGAAUGGGAGGCUUUCAGGGAGCCCGCCUACAUGUUCUUUGCGUUGGGUGGGGUCUUGUACUUGUAUAUGUUGUAUUUUGCCUACUUCUAUGUCAACAGUUUCGCCCGCGACAUUAUUGGCUUCAGCCAAACCGACUCUGUGACAGUCCUACUCAUUCUGAACGGUAUAGGUAUCGCCGCGCGUCCCUUGGCAGGCUAUCUCGCCGAUCGUUUCUUUGGUCCCAUCCAUAUGUUCUUAGGCAUGCUGUGCGCCAUUGGCAUCGCGCUCUUUGCCUGGAUUGCCGUGACGACGCGCACGGAAAUGUAUGUCUUUGGCGCAUUCUAUGGCUUCGUGACAGGCGCAGGCCAAGGGUGCUAUGUUGGGGCGCUCGCCAGCCUGACAAAGGACCCGCAGAAGAUGGGAACGAGAUUUGGCAUGGUCUCGACUAUGACCGCUUUUGCCGUGCUUGCAGGGCCUCCAACUGGGGGUGCUCUUAUCGAAAGAAUGGACGGCUCGUAUGUGGGCGCGCAGGUCUGGGGCGGAUCCGUCGCUGUGGCCGCUGCAGUGUCAGUUCUGGGCUCGAGACUUGCGACGACGGGUUUCAAGUUCAAGGUCAAGAUCUAGACAGUCAUAUGAUGAGGCUUCCACCUUUGUGGUUCCAACGAUCUUUACUCGGACAUCAAUGAGCUCUA